GGAGUGAAUACCAACGACAGAAGUUGACCAAACAAAUAUUGGGGCCUUAAUAUAAACAACAAUUGGAGUAGAUAUCUAAUUAAACAAAUAAUAAUGCCUUCAACAUGCGAAUUUUAUUUGAGCAAUCACGAUGGGAUUUACCACAGUGGAGACACUGUUAGUUGUACGAUUGUUUUGAAUACUACCAAGCCCAAGGAUGUAAAAGAAAUAACUAUCACUUUGCUUGGACAGGCAUAUGUAAAAUGGACUGAACGUGAACGACACGGACAAACACAAACUUGCGUAGAUUAUACAGCUAAAGAACCGUACCUGGACAACACGGUAACAGUAAGUCGCGAAGGAACGCUCCCUGCAGGAUUUCAUACAUAUAAAUAUGAUAUAGUUAUACCUCCAGAAAGUCGAGCCUCCUAUGAGGGUCCCGAUGGUCACAUACGCUAUGAACUUACACUUAAACUAACAAGACCUUAUCGAUCCAAUAAUGAAUUUACUAAAGUACUGACUGUAAUUAGUAAACGAGAUUUAAAUUUAAACCCAGUUUUAAGGCUACCUAUUGAAAAUGAGGAAAUCUUAACCUCAUUUUGGUGUUGCGGCACGGGUAUAAUUAAUACCAAACUUAAAAUACCCUUUGGUGGCUAUGCCAUCGAUCAGUUUGUCGACUACUCUGUCCAUGUACAAAAUGAAUCAAAGGCCGAUAUUAAUAGUUAUACCAUACAAUUUAUUCGUAAAAUAACCUUUACUUCCCAUAAACCCAAACUCAAGACACGGGACGAGGAGACAACUUUAUUUAAAAAGCAACAUGGUGUUAAAUGUUUACGUUACACUAACCGUAUUUUUGAUGGCAGCUUUCCUAUAUACGAUACGCCUGCCUCCACAGUGGGUGAAACUAUAAUAAGUGUUCAAUAUUUACUAAAGGUGACCUUAAAUAUGACUUGUAGUAAUGCUGACACUAUAAGCAUUCCAAUAUUUGUUGCUGAUAUACCAUUCAAAGAGCGUUUGGUAGCAGCAGAACCUUUGGAAACUGAUCCUCUUACUGUACCUACAGUUGAAGAGCAGUUAUCUUGGAUUAGUAGUGCUCGCUGAAUAAAUUCUAAUAAAAACCAACGUCAUUGUUAUAUUGGUUGUCGAACACCUUCAAAGUAACGACUGGCUGCCUCAAAUAAUUUUAAGUAAUA
Molecule: messenger RNA, 1172 nt
Organism: Calliphora vicina (urban bluebottle blowfly)
Lineage: Eukaryota; Metazoa; Arthropoda; Insecta; Diptera; Calliphoridae
Product: arrestin domain-containing protein 17-like
Exons: 4
Coding region: 94-1080 (328 amino acids)
Biological process (GO): protein transport
Cellular component (GO): cytoplasm
Source: RefSeq, a predicted model, not a curated record